Molecule: messenger RNA, 1569 nt
Organism: Haemonchus placei
Lineage: Eukaryota; Metazoa; Nematoda; Chromadorea; Rhabditida; Trichostrongylidae
Source: the annotation of a GenBank genome assembly
AUGACUUCAGUAAAGCACGUUCACAAGAAAUACGUUUCCAAAUCAACGACGUCUUCUGAUUGGAAAAAUAUCUACGUCGUUAGUGUAUUCGCCUUCGUUGAUGCCCUACAAUUCGCAUUUUUCGUAUGGACCUUCUGGCCAUACUGCCAGCAGGUAAUACUCGACCCCACACUGUCAGCCUCAUUCAUCGGUCUCAUCAUGGCCGUCUCGGGUCUGGGAGAAGCGGUUGCGGCACCGAUUUUUGGGUACUGGACGAACUGUACUGGUCUGAUCGUUCCUCCACUGAUCGCCUCCAUCACGAUGUCAAUCGUUGGCAAUGUGAUUUAUAUGUGUCUGAAUGAAGUGCCGCUAGGCCUAAGGACCUAUGGACUUCUACUUUCGAGGUUCCUGAACGGAGCUGGAAGUGGUAAUCGCGGUACAUACUUCGCUUACAUCGCAGCCGCCAGCGACACGAGCGACAGAGCACGUUCGAUGGCACUAUCUGGUGGUGGCGCUCUGAUCGGACUGAACGUUGGCCCAGCCGCUCAAAUGCUGUUUACAUGGAUUGGUGGUGAAGGAGUAGAUGUUGGCUUCAUGCGAAUUUCCAUGUACACAGCACCAGCUAUACUGGCUAUAGUGAUCAAUAUCUCCUGCAUCAUUUUCCUUGUUUUCUGUUUGGAAGAUGGGCUGGAUAGGUACAACGCUCCCGAUUCAGACAACGUUUCCACGUACAGUAUCGCCGCUGCCAGUGAUUCUGAUCUCGAAAGAAAUGCAGUGAAGACUGUGAGGAUGGAUGUGCUGGCUGUUGUGGUAUGUAUGUGGACAAGAGCUGCUCGAAUGCUGAUCACCGCCAAUGUAGAGAGCAUUGGAUCACCGUUCUCUGAGGUGAUGUUCGGUUUGGAUAACGAGCAGGUCCUGAACUAUAACGCGAUGAUGCAAGGUGCUGUUGGUGUCCUCACAACAGUGAUGUUCAUCGUCUACGCCUUUACCGAUUACUCAAAAUGGGUGUCCGAACGUCUGAAUUGCCUGGGAGCAAUGAUCGCUCUGUUAGCCUUCCAUUUGCUAACAUUCUCAUGGCCAUUUCUCACAGGAGACAUGCCCGGUUGCGACAAGUACGUAGCAGGAAACGGGACUACACAUGGAUGGGAUUGGUGUGAAAGCCUACGUCCGAUCAAUUUCUGGGUGUACUACAUCGGAUAUGCGGUUAUAUUCGGUAUCGGACUGCCGUGUCUGAAUAACUCUCUACAGUCCCUGUACAGUCAGAUCCUUGGCAAAGGCAGACAGGGAACUAUGCAAGGAAUAAAUCAGGCAGCUGGUUGCGUUUCGCGUAUCCUGGGACCACUACUAAUGUCGACCACUUUCGCAAAGUUCGGACCACGAGCUACAUGGCUUAUUGAAAUUGGAUUGAUCUCAAUCUGUCUUUUCAUCUGGUGCACCGUUUACCGUAGGCUCAAGCCGGCUGGAAUGGUUGAAAUCAAAGAGCGCACUAUUACCCUAGACCAAGAAGAUCGUAAGGUUUCCAGAAGUGACAGUGUCAGCACCAAUAUCUCAGUGAUAAGCGAUCCAUCGAAGGUUGUUCCCACCCCAUGA